CUGUACCAUGAGGGCGGAAGUGGCGUCAGGGCGAGACUUCACUGAGGGCAGGAGUACACCAUGGUUGGCUGGGAACCCUGAGGGCGGAAGUGAUGUCCAGACAUGCCUUCCCUGAGGGCGGAAACGCUCCGUGAUUGGCUCGGAGGAACCCAGGGCGGAAGUGCCGUGCAGGGCUUGCCGGCACUAUGGGCGGAGGCUGCGGGGCCGGACCGGGCUCGGGCCGGCGAGGCGCGGUGCAGCAACGAGGGCAGAAGCAGCUCCCUGCCGCUAGGACCCCUGCGGGGUUUGUUGCCGAGCGAAGGUGGCGCACCGGCUACACCGAGGAAAGCUGCAGCUGGCGUGCUGCAGCCGCGGGUUUCCCAGGAGAAAGAGCAGCCCGACUGUCCCAGCUGUGCAGGCUCGUGUGCGUCCGUUUGCCUUGUCCCGAUGGCUGGUGUAGAUGAUCGCUCACGUGCCCCAAAGCUCCUUGUGCUGAUGUUGGAUGUGCCCCUCGGCAAAGGACUGCAUCCCGUGUGUUCAGCUUUUCUUCCUUACCGUGUCGUACGUAUAUAGGAGAAAAGCUCUUUCCAGAGAGAUGGAGAAGGAAUUAAUUAUACCUCUGCCUCAUCCUGUGAGACCAGAAGACAAUGACUGACUAACUGUAAGCUGCGAUUCUCAGGAGUCGCAUGGCUGAGAGUCUCGGGUUCCUUCUCUGCCUGCCCCCCAGGGCCUUAGGCAUGAGAAAUCUUAGGCUUAAUGUUUUUGCCUAUGAAAUACUGUCGCGUUAAGGGGCAUAGCUGACUAACUGUUACGGUUCUGGUCGGAUUCAGGGUACUGAACUAUCACGGUCACGGGUUCACCUAAAUAACGUAGCACACCCUCUCUCUAGUCGCGUUCAAUGAGAACUGUCACGGCUAGGAACAAUGCACUGAACAGCAAUUUAUUACAGCAACAAGGACACAGGUUCUUUGGAUCGCCGGCGGUAAAUUCACUGUCCGCGAAAGCAAGCGAGCACGCGUGCUCAGCGCUCAGUGGUCGCACCUUGGAGGCACGGAGCUUUUGGGAUGGAGGCGUGUUUUGAUCUUAUGAUGAUACUAGAAUGAGCAAAAGUUCCCUAGAGUACAGUGUUUUGUUAAAAACAUGACAGGUCGUUGACUCAGGGUAGCAAACGUGCAGCUUAUCGGUCUCAGUGUGCACAAGAGCAUCGGGUCCCCAUCUGGUCGCAGAGCCUAUCCGUGGUGUUUCCACUCCGCCUUACGCUCCGUCCUGUUCCUUAGAGUCAGCACACCGCGUUCCCCUGGUGCGAUAGCAUGUGAAGUUGGAGGCCUAGGGAACGCUUAGGUAGCGCAGCUGCCCUCCACCCUGAAAGCUUCUUCAGUGCUGUACGCUUUCUUUAAAAGGUGAAUAUGAGUUUAAUUGGCCUAGUUACUUCAGGCAAUUACUCCGCAACUACCCAAAGCAGCGAUAGUGAGAAGCCCACUUCCAGCAUCCGCUCCCCACGCAGGGACGGACGGGUGGACAGACGGACGCCGCUCUUUGCCUUGCCCGCCAGGGGAAGGGGAGAACGACCGGGCAGGGAGCCCCACCGCAGCCCCCCUCCCGGGAGUCCUGCACAGCAGUUUAAUAAAGUUUGCUUUCCGGCCCGUG
Cygnus olor (mute swan) is the source of this 1626-nucleotide messenger RNA. RefSeq lists its product as uncharacterized. The transcript is spliced from 4 exons. Bases 103 to 552 code for a protein of 149 amino acids. NCBI's taxonomy places the organism in Eukaryota, Metazoa, Chordata, Aves, Anseriformes, Anatidae. The record is from RefSeq and is a predicted model, not a curated record.